Saccharomycodes ludwigii is the source of this 795-nucleotide messenger RNA. RefSeq names its product mRNA splicing protein YJU2 (gene YJU2). The record is from RefSeq and is a predicted model, not a curated record. Gene Ontology annotation, cellular component: U2-type catalytic step 1 spliceosome. The transcript has a single exon. NCBI's taxonomy places the organism in Eukaryota, Fungi, Ascomycota, Saccharomycetes, Saccharomycodales, Saccharomycodaceae. The coding region runs from base 1 to 795 and encodes 264 amino acids. Gene Ontology annotation, biological process: mRNA splicing, via spliceosome.
AUGAGCGAAAGAAAGGCUAUAAAUAAAUACUAUGGUAACUCAAACAAUUAUGAUCCAAUUUCAAUGGAAUCCAAAUUGAAAAAACAAGCCAAGCAUUUAAAAACUUUAAGCAAGAAACAGACUACGAUCAGGUUGAUGACACCAUUCAGCAUAACAUGUAAUAAAUGUAACACGUACAUCUCUAAAUUUAAAAAGUUUAACGGUAAAAAAGAAACCUUGGAACAGAAAUAUUUAAAUAAGGUCAAAAUAUAUAGAUUAAGUAUUAAAUGCCCCAGUUGUAAUAACAUGAUUAGUUUCAGGACUGAUCCUGCGAGUGCUGAUUAUGUUAUGGAGGAAGGAGCCACAAGAAAUUUUCAGUCGGAUAAGAAUAAUAAAAUUAACAACCCUGAUACAAAGAACGACACAAUAGAUGAUAUUUUAGAAAAGUUAUUGGCUGAAGAAGAAAGAGAAAGUCAAGAUAAUGGUGCCAAUAACGCAAGUGUUAGUACUAUGGAUAAGAUGGAAGAGAUUGAAAAUAAAUUGAGUAAAAUACAAAAAGAACAAGAAGACGAUGCAAUAUUGGAAAGCUUACAAAUGGAAAGCAGGCUGAGAAUGGAAAAGGAAAGAGAUUUAUUGUCUUCUGGAAAUAUCACUAAGGAUAAUACAGAUGAUGAAAGGAUAGUUGAACAGGCUUUUAGGGAACAUUAUGCUAAUGGUGGUGACGAAGAUGACGGUGGUGUUGUUGAACACGCUGCCAAAAGCAGUGUUAUUAAAUUUAAAAAAAAGAAAAAGUGUAGGACUAAAAUUGUCAUUUAA